GCCCUGCCAGCCGGCCGGGGGCUCCACGCGGGGCCGCAACGGACAGCUCAGCCCUCUGAGCCGGCCCCACCCUGCCUGAGCUCGCUCCCUCCCGGCGCCUAGGGCCGAUGGCGGAAGCCGAUGGGAGCCCUGAGACGUCCCCGGACCAGCCAGCCGGCCAGGAGGCGGUGGCAGCGGUGGAUCUGGACACCGAGCCCGAGGCUCCCGGCCCGGCCGCUCCUGCCCUGCGCUGGCUACCCGGGGACCCAAGUCCCCGCGGCCGCUCCCAGAGCGACCUGUCGUCCGCCUCGAGCAGGGGCCGCCCGCUCCGGGUUCACAUCUCCGGUUCAGUUGAUGGACUAGACAAGGCCUCCAUAGCAAACUCGGAUGCCCCCCCAGCAGGUUCCCAGACGCCUCCCUUCAAGAGAAAGGGGAAACUCUCGACCAUUGGGAAAAUCUUCAAGCCUUGGAAAUGGAGGAAAAAGAAGACCAGUGACAAAUUUAGAGAAACCUCAGCAGUGUUAGAGAGGAAGAUCUCCACCAGACAGAGUAGAGAGGAGCUGAUAAGAAGGGGCCUGCUUAAAGAACUGCCUGAUCAAGAUGGAGAUGUAACAGUUAACUUUGAAAAUUCAAACGGGCACAUGAUACACAUCGGAGAGGAAUCUACCCAAGAGGAGAAUGUAGGGAAACCCGAAGAAGGGGAUGGCUCUGUGAGUGAGAAAACACCACCUCGAGAGGAAAAGGCAGAAGAUGAGACAGCUGGUUCUUCUCAUCCGAAGAAAACAACUGGCUCCAAAGCAUCUGCCUCAGCAUCUGCUUCCUCCACCUCCUCUCGUCCCAAAGUGUCCAAGGAGUCAGUUGCUAGCAAAACAGGCAUAGUGGGGACCACAAGGGGCAAGAAAAAGAUUGGCAAGCAGACGGCAGCGUCCCGACUGUCCUCCGACACCACCACUGCUGAGACAUCUAGUCUUAAAGGGGAGCCCUCAGACACUGGGCUAGAGAGUCUCAAACAGGAGGCAGCUGCUGGAGCUGAGGAGCAAGCCACAGGCAAAUCCAAGGCGACCAUCCUUCCACAUCCUGUGGCGCCACUGCCCUCCCCAUCUGGCCUGCCUCUGCCACUUGAGGAUCAGGGCAUUGUUGCCUUGGACACCCCCAUGGUCCUAGUCAGUGAUGGACAUACCCUGCCCGUCUCUGCCUUAGACCCGAGUCAGCUCCUUUGGACUGAAGAGCCGACAAGCAGAACCACUCCGUAUUCAAGCGCCGACUUAGCUGGCAGCAGAGAACACGCACAGUGUUUUGCAACCAAAGAUGAGUUGGGAAAGGCUGGACCUCAAUUGCUGACCCCCGGGCAGACAGGAGACUCUUCAGAAUCCUUCAGUGCCCCAGAGGAUGAGACACCAAGAGAGUACCAAUCCAACGACUCUGACUCAGACGGACCCAUCUUGUACACCGAUGAUGAUGAGGAAGAGGAUGAUGAUGAUGACGGCAGCGGAGAAAGUGCUUUGGCAAGUAAGAUACGCCGAAGGGACACUCUUGCCAUCAAACUUGGCAAUAGACCAUCCAAGAAAGAACUGGAGGACAAAAACAUCCUGCAGCGAACAUCUGAAGAAGAAAGGCAAGAAAUAAGACAGCAGAUCGGGACCAAGCUGGUCAGGAGACUCAGCCAGAGGCCAACAACUGAAGAAUUAGAGCAAAGAAACAUCUUAAGACAAAAGAAUGAAGAAGAGGAGCAAGAAGCAAAAAUGGAACUCAAACGGAGACUCAGCCGGAAGCUCAGCCUAAGACCUUCUGUGGCAGAGCUACAAGCCCGAAGGAUCCUGCGGUUUAAUGAGUAUGUAGAAGUCACGGAUUCUCCGGACUAUGACCGCCGUGCCGACAAGCCCUGGGCCAGGUUGACACCUGCAGACAAGGCAACAAUAAGAAAAGAACUAAAUGAAUUCAAAAGCACAGAAAUGGAAGUUCAUGAGGAGAGCCGACAGUUUACAAGGUUUCAUCGUCCAUAAUGAAGUGCGGGACUGCUCAGAAAUAUAAACUGAUCAUCCCUGGCUGAAGUCCUGCUUCCUGAGACCCCGAAAUUGCACUGAGAUUUGAACGUGGAUGUUUCCGUUUCAUUGUGGUGAGGGAGGCCUGUGACUCAGCUUUCGUUGAGAAUGCUCCUCACCUGGACAGCCCAGACAAGGCCAACAAGCUGAGAGCCAGACGCAGCAAGCCUGCCUGCCCAGGAUGUGCACUGAUGGAAGAGGCACUCUGGUUCUCUCAGCUGAUUUUCCUCAGACAAUUUAAUCAAAGAAGACAAGCAGAAGACAAUCGCCAGUUCGACUACCGGAAAGCCAAAUGGUAUAGUGUGUGUAGGUUCGCAAACAAGAGACAUUGGAGUUGCUGGUGGUCACCCCCAGCAGGGUGGGGGCUAAAAAGAAGGAGAACGGUUUCAUUAUGUUAAUGAAGAAAAGAAGAACGAAGAUAAGUAUAUUUUUGAAGUAGGCAUUUGGUAGCUAAGAACUUACGAAGGGAUUUGGGAACCUACUCACCCAGUGUGGAUUCCUUAAAGACUUGAUUCCAGAACAUAUAUUCUUGUUUCACCAAUAAGUUGGUUCUGUGUAGUACCAUAUUUUUUAUGUUGUGCCAGUGAACCCAGUUGCCAGAAACAAAUCUGUGUAUGCAGUAAGUGCGAGAAGCCUCUACCAACUCUUACCAAGCAUGCUCGCUCGCAUUGUGUUGCCUGCUUCCAGUGGCCCGCGAUCCACGUGACAUUUUCUUAGCCUGCUUUCCUAAUCAAUGAGCCCUCUCCAAGGGUAACAGAGAUAAGGUCAGAUAUAAUGUGACUCUGAAAAACUGUUGCAGGCUUUAGAAACAAAUCUCCUGAUUGUUCCCUGUCUUAAUUAUCUCCCAAGUCAGGAAAGCAUUCAUUACCGAAAGAAGAUUAUAUGGACAAUCACGAUACCCUUUUGAAAAACUCAGUCCAGAGUUGCAACUUAAGCAACAUACAAGUGUGUGUUCCCUGCUCUUAAGUUCUAAAGGGGAAUAAAUAAUAAUAAAAUGCCAGGUAGUUUUGAAUGCUGCAUUAAAAAUAAAAGAGUUAGGUUGCUGCUAUUAAAAAAAAUAUCAAGCACAUGGAUUUAGCAAAAAUACCCUAAGACUUUCAAGGAACACAGAAAAUUGCUGGUUUAUGUAAAGGAAACUUUACCUUCUAUGCUGAUUCUGUAGAUCGCAUCCAUACAUACAGUCUUUACUCCCCAUGCCAGAGAAGCAGUGAGAUACAGUGUAAGACGGUUUCCCGAGAGCCUGUAAUCAGUAGUGUUUACAUUGAGAAGCUUCCUCCCUUAAAUUGCCCUUCUCUGCGGUAUCAGGCCAGCACAGAACCCCAGAAGGGCUCACUUGUAAAUACUCCCCUAAAUUUCAUUGUCCCUUAACAAUUGUUUUGGGCCACCUGGAUUAAAAGCAUGCCAUAUUGUGUUUUCAAAAGAGAAGACAGAAUCUGUAUCGUGUCUGUCUUACUCUCCGAUCUGAAACGAUAUCUGUUCUGAACCAUUCCUGCUUCAGAAUGUGGAAGCCUGUAAUUUUCUAUCUCUGCUGAGAAGUCAGCAUUUAAUCAGUGGAAUAAGUGCAGGUCCCACCACUCUGUGGUAUUGGGAAGAACCACUGGAAAUUUGAUGAUUUCAUUUCAAAGUAAAAGUGGUUAGCUGCAGUUGGCUUAUUAUAAGAAGCCGGGAGGAUCAUUCCGUGAGGUAGCCAGCAUUAUUGUCCCCUGAACUGCGCUUAGCUGUUUGCAUUAAUAAAACAAGGCUGCCAUUUACACUGGUCCACUAACGGCAUAGGACAGGCUUUAAUUUUGAAAUAGUGUCUGUGUGUGCCCUGGUAUUUGUCUUGGGUUGAGGGCUCGUUCAUUUGGUUGUUUGCAGUGCACUGCACUCUCCAGGAGCCCUGAGCUGCCCUCCCAGCCAUUGGUUGCUUCAUAGUGUCUCAAUUCGACCAUAAAAAUUAACUUCUUUCUCGUUAAUUGCAAAGUAGCGUUACUUUAUGAUAUUAUCAUGUCAGUGUCAUGAGAAAAAGGCCAAGGCAGAUAAUGUUUCUUUUUCUAUGCGUAUAACCUUCGAAUAUUUUACAACUCCUAACCGCAUGUUCUCUGUACAUUGUAAAUGCAAGACUUGUGCACCAGUUUGUCCUUCAAAGUGUGUGUCAUAGAAAGUUUCCAUGUGGUUGUUAAAAAGAACAUCGUUUCUCCCUAUAGUGGUCUGAAUUACAGCUUUUACUUUCCACAAUGAUACUCGCCCACUGCAGAACACAAACUGCCUCUCAUGCUGAAGCCCCCAGUUCAGUCCCCAGUACCGCACGGAUGAAAGCCUGUUUUCCUGACAUAAUCUGUCACAUCUAUGAACUACACAGACCUUUCUUCCAUACUGACUCAUACAUUUACAGAAAAUUUUUAAGUUAGGGAGAAGUUUAAAAAGCUAAAAGAUUAACUACCAGUAGUCUAAUAUUUAAGUAAUUAGGAUGACCUGUUAGUUCAUUGCAACGAUCUAUUCAUUUUUUAAAAGCCAUGGAAAGAAUUAAAAUAUCAUGAGCCAAGCUGCAGCGCUCAGAAUAAGUCUCUAUUUUCACGGUUAAUUUUUAAAGACAGAAAAAAUGUAAAGGCUGCAUAACCUCACUAGCAUCCCCACAGAAGCAAAGCAGCCACGUCUCUCUCUCCCUGCAAUUAUGCCUCUGCCCUCCGCCAGCGUUUCUGCAGCCCAGCCAGCCCGCCACUGUCCCUAAGACGAUAAAUGUGUGCAGAAAUCGGAGUUAUUUCUUGGUGCAGUUGUAAUAUGGUUCCAGAGCCUGGAGAUGGAGAAACGGAGGGAAUUUUCCUGACUCCUGAGAUAGAAUGAAGAAAGAAAAUUAGCCCAUCUCAUGAAAGGUCCCAGGCAAGAAAGAACUAGACCAAAUAUAAAAUACAAAGUGGCCAUUUCUAUCUUGGCUUUUAACGGAGGAGAGAAACCCUGUUGGUCUGAAGGUAAUGCUAAAACACUAAGUCCCCUUCAUUCAGCAGCCUCACAGUCAUUACCAACCAAGGUGAUAAAAAACAGUCCCUUAGUAGGCGUUCAUCUGGGGCAUCUUGGCUGGAGAUUUCGGACCCAUGUGAAAUGCCUUGUGGUUUUGUGUUAGCUGUCAUUUACCUUUAUGUUUAUUCCUUCAAUCAUUUAGCUAAAGUCUGCAAUAUUCAGAGAACCAUCCUGGGUAUUUGAACAGCCAUUAAUUAAAAAGGGAAAAGCAAACAGACCGGGUUCUCUGAUUUACCCAGAAAAGCUGCCUUUUUUUUUUUUUUUUCGUUUCUUUUUCCCAUCCUUAUUUGCAAAAUGAAGGCAGUCACUUACUUAUCUGUCUCUGGUGUCAGGAGGAAAUUCUGAAAUUUAAUUGAAAAUAGACUUAAGGAAAUAGAAGACUCUAAUUGCUCCUCAAGAGUCACCAAAUAUUGAAAACGAGUUGUGAGCCUUUAGAACCUCUGUUAGAUUUGUAGCUCAUGAUUGAUUCAGUGACACACUGGCAUUUUAAAACAAAAAAUACAGUAGUUUGUCCCUGGGAGAGAAAGAAAUGUGGGUUAGCGCAUCCACCCCACAGCAUCAAAGGACAGACACGCCUGCCAAAGACGAAGCCGUAGGCACAGUAGAAAGAGGCCAGUCUGCCACAUAGCAGUAUGCAUUUGAACAGCACAGUAUUUUCUUUUUCUUCAUCCCCUGCUCAGGCAGUCCAUCCUGUGUUAUCUGUGCGUGGUCCUAGCAGCCUAAUUUAGAGUAGUAAACUUUCUUUAGCAGUGAGACAGACUUAAGCUAAUCGGAGAUAUAUGAACUCAACGUCAUUUUCAUCAGUAUAGUGAAUUUGUUUAUGCAUUCCUAAAUCCUCACUUUAUUCGCUUAUCAUUACCAGUACAAGAAGCUGUGGUUGGAUAUCAUCACUCCUUCCCCCCGCAUCCGCAGAAUAUACAGAUUGACCCUUCACCCCUUAAAAUGAUGGAUUCUUUGUUAGGAUUUGCUGUCUACUAACUGGUGAUAUGUUUCCUUUAACAAAGCAGAAUGAACCUUUAGAAGAUAUGGGCCGGAGUGGGAAAAAAUAAGCAAUGGUCAGAUUAAUGGGAACAGCUUCCUGAGAGAAAGUGCAUGCCUAGGCAACUCAGACCCAAGUUCCAAAGAGGGACUCUAGGUUCCACUACGGAGGCGAGCAUCCCCAAACCACUCUCCUUUUUGCUUUCUGUUUACCGUUUCUAAUUGUAAGCUUAAACACGGUUUCAAAGCUUGAACCACUAUUAGUGUUUCUAAAAGGCAACUGUAAUAGAGACCAACUAUUUUUUUUUUGCUAUGAUGAUAUUUUGUUUUCUGUUUUGUUUGAUUUUUUUUUUUUUUUUUUUUUUUUUUUUUUUGUGGACAGCUUCAUCCCAAAUGAACAGAUCUUAUUUUUACAUAUUGUAAGGAUUUUGGCAAAGAGAUGGAGAGUCGCGUAGCUGCUAUUCCUACAUAAUGCCAAUUUUUAGCCGUGUUGGGUUUUAACGCAGGAAAAUGCCAUUGAGCUUGUUGCUCCUCUGCAGCAGCUGCGCAUGAACAAAGAACUGUUGAUAGAUGGUCCCCAGUGGGGGUGCUGCUGGCAUUUGGAUCUGGGCAAUUCUUUGUCGUGCUGAAAUGUACCACAUGUUGCAAGAUGUUCGGUAUCCCAGGCUCCUAGCGACUCAACACCAGGAUUGUUCCCUGACAUUGUAAAAACAAAUAAAAUAAAAUAAAAAGCCUUCCCUGUAUCUAUACACCUGCACAGAAGGGUGCACCCCCCCACCUGAAUAGCACUGUCUACUAAGGACACACAGGGGAAAGUGCCUGUCUCCGAAUAUCAUCUCCACUGCCUUGCAUGUCUCUUAUCCACUUCAAGCUUUCUGCUUAGAUGCAGCUUAAAUUACUCUGUUCUCUAGGAGAGAGGGUUGCCAGGCAGUGUUGUCCAUUACAGUGGGCAGAGUGACCUGACCUGAUGCUUGUACGUACUUCGGGGCGGGGAGGGGGGUAAUACGUGAAGCAAGCUUUUGUUCAUCACUUCAGAACUAGACUGCUGGCCACAGCAACACAGUAGUGGCUCUGAACAAAACAGAUGGCCUUUGGAAGGUCAGAAUUAGCUUCUACCUGGUAACACCACGGACUGGUUCGCCUCUCUUCCUAUAGACAGCACAGUUAAUUCACAUGGAAGUUUGGAUUCCCUCGUGUAAACAAGCCCAUAUGGUUCGGCUUCUCUAAUAAGAGAUGCAAAUAGGACAUGGUGGCAGAAAUGUGGGUUAACUGGAUCGCACGCAUAGUGCUCACGCCACAGAGCCGAGGCUAUGCAGAGUAAAGUGAGUUCUCUCCCCGGUGCAGCGCAAUCAACCUGCGCUAACCAUACGGAAGCAUACUCUUUAUGCCACUGAAAUUUAAUAGUCAAUAUGUCUUGGAAAAUAUUUAGAUGAAUUGCAGCUAGCUGCAAGGAUGGAAUUAAUUCCCCCCACUCUAACCUUUUUAAUAUUAAAAUCUAAAGACACUUUGUCUUGAAGCAGAGCAGCUCAGAGUCAAUAAAGGUGGAUAUAGCGUAAACCUAUAGAUGGUGCCUAAAAAUUCUUAUCUUUCUUAAUAACAGUAUUUUUUAAGAAGAGAAUAAAUUGAAGGAGUAAAUGAGGCAGCAUGCCACUCCACCCUCAGGUCAAUUUUGAGGUUUAUUAAAAUGCCAAUAAUAUUUGUGCCAUUUGCCAGCACUGGGGUGGGGGAGGGAGCUUUUCCCUUUAUGGAUGUUCUUGAUUUGAUUUUUGACUGUAUCAUUAUGUUGCGUAGAGAGCAUCCGCCAUGAGAAAUUGCCACUGCAGUGCUAACUAGCAUUUGGAAGGAAUUAGCAGGAGUUGAGGGUCAAACCACUUUCAUCACGUACGCUAUAGGCACUAAUCCCUUAGUAUUUCUUCUGUGACUUAGACAUGUGCCGAUGUAGUCAAAGCGCCCUGCACAAAAUUGACCCGUGAAAUACCUGCUGAAAAUUCUCUCUCUUUUUUCCCCUAAGUAACAGUGGUUUUUCCAUAACGGACUGUCUGUGUUCUCGUGUCAUUUCAAGCUUUGGUUAAAGUGAUCGUGACAGUAAACUGUGAUCAUUUUGAAACUAGCUGGGUCAGUCUCCCGUGCGUGACCCAAUCUUUUGCACAGGUGUGCUUUCUGUGGGUGUUAAUAACUGGAACUGUACCUGAAUAAACACGACAGUUUCUCCUUUCGGUUGGUCUUAAUCCGUACUAUAUUAUAGUAUGUGGGUCUGACAGCUGCAAGUAUACACACCGAAACAUAUGUAUUCCACGAUUGUAACCUGAAAGACCAUGUAUUAUCUUUUGUAUUCCAUAUUGGUGUUUGUGUUAUUUAAAGUGGAAAAUUAUACUCUAUCUAGUAGUAUAAUAUAAUAGACUAUUUCGCUGUGCACAGUUCCAAGUGCCUUAGAACAUUGUUUAGCUUUCCUAAGUAUAUGUAUAUGCAUAUAUGUGUGUAUAAGUUUGGAAGUGUUACCUCAAUAAAAUCGU
Molecule: messenger RNA, 8509 nt
Organism: Chionomys nivalis (European snow vole)
Lineage: Eukaryota; Metazoa; Chordata; Mammalia; Rodentia; Cricetidae
Gene: Phactr2
Product: phosphatase and actin regulator 2
Exons: 12
Coding region: 108-1982 (624 amino acids)
Biological process (GO): actin cytoskeleton organization
Molecular function (GO): actin binding
Source: RefSeq, a predicted model, not a curated record